AUGUAUCAGAAAAAGAUAUCAAAUGUUACGUUAUGGUAUUUACUGAUUCUACACAUUCGGGUUUCUGGAUACACAGGAACCCCUAGGCUAAGAAAGGUGACACUUGAAGACAUCUUGGUUUUGACCAAUCAUACAGGACAAUUACAAGAUCAAACGAGUUCUAGAACAAACACACUGUUUGACGAUGCAGAUGAUAUUCAGAGGCAACUCGAUAACGAAGCUAGGGAUCGCCUCAAGUUUGGAAGACCAAAAACUAUUUGGGUCUUCCAUUUUCCAACGCAUUUUCCAGACCGAAACUCUAUAGAUGAAGAUGCUCCCGAAGACCAAAUAAGAUACCCACGAGAUUUGAUUCUAAGAAAAAAGCCUCGAAAGGAGGAGACAAAUGAUGAAGAAACUGCCAUUGAUUUGAUGACACCACCGUUGCCACCAUGUCUAGAUUGGGAAUACAGUAGUCAAGGAAGAUGGGAUAAAUCAUUUCCAGAGUGCGGUGGGAAAUCCCAGUCGCCUGUAGACUUACCAAUAGCUGGUCUCAUAAAGGCAAGAGGUGCAAGAUCAUUACUUUUUCAGAACUACGACGUACAGGCACAGGAAUUGACUUUGAUGAAUGAUGGUAAACGAGUAAUGCUCUUCGGUGAAUGGAAAAGCGCACAGCGUCCCCUAAUCUACGGCGGAGCUGCACAUAGUCGACGGUAUCUGUUCCACUCCCUCACGCUUCACCUGCCAGCAGAACAUACAGUAGGCGGCCUUCAGUACCCUGCAGAAACUCAAGCAUUCUAUGUAUCUGCUGAGUACAGGAAUCUAGAACAUGCCCUGGAUGCAUCUCCUAGCGAUCCACAAGCCUUUCUUGCAGUUGCUAAUUUGUAUAAGUAUUCAAACCACUCACACAAGGGCUUAGAAGAACUUCUAAAAUUAUCGAAGUCAGUGCGUUACCGCAAUGUUUCUAUUAAAACGAAAUCUCUCAGUUACUUCAACCCUCCGUUCAAAGAGUAUGCUUGCUAUCAAGGGUCCCUGUCCACUCCACCAUGCACUGAGUCUGUCCUCUGGCUCGUUAGAGGAAGGACAUUGUCUGUCAUGAGAGAAGCGGUGGAAGAGAUACUCCUCAAAACUCAGUCGUCACCACAACAAAUGUCCUUCCGUACAGUUCAACCGCUGAAUGACAGAAAAGUAUAUCUUUUUAAAUGA
This is a messenger RNA of Spodoptera littoralis (African cotton leafworm), 1182 nucleotides long. The record is from the annotation of a GenBank genome assembly. Lineage: Eukaryota; Metazoa; Arthropoda; Insecta; Lepidoptera; Noctuidae.